AUGCAGUCGAAGGCCGAGCUGUUGCCAUACCAGGCGCACUACCUACUGACUCUGAUGGCAGUGGCGGCGCGGGUCUACCGCCACCCCAGUCUGAAGAACUCAGUGAGCCUGGUGGUUGUGAAGAUGCUGGUGGUGGAGGACGAAGAUGUUGGGCCACAGGUGUCCAGCAAUGGAGGAAUGGCCCUCAGGAACUUCUGUAACUGGCAGCAGCUCUUCAACCCCUCUAGCCAGAGGCACCUGGAACACUACGAUACAGCCAUCUUAUUCACCAGACAAGACAUCUGUGGUCAGAGGAGCUGUGACACCCUGGGGGUGGCUGACGUGGGCACCAUGUGUGACCCUAAGAGAAGCUGCUCUGUAAUAGAGGAUAACGGUCUGCAGGCCGCCUACACCGUGACACACGAGCUAGGUCAUGUACUCAGCAUGCCUCAUGACGACUCUAAUAACUGUAUCAGAUGGUUCGGACACCUGGAUGGGCCCCACAUGAUGGCGUCUGUGUUUUUUAGCCUCAACAAGACUUUGCCAUGGUCGCCAUGUAGCGCCCGCUAUGUCACAGAGUUCUUCGACAAUGGAUAUGGUGACUGUCUGUUGGAUCCUCCAGAGCAGACACUCCCUCUCCCUGUUGAUCCCCCAGGUGUCUCCUACAACCUGGACCGUCAGUGCCAGCAGGCCUUCGGGGAGGAGUUCACCCUGUGUCCGGACACCCCAGAGGACCAGACUUGCAGCCAGCUAUGGUGCCGGGAGGAGGGCCAGCCACACUGCACCACCCGGAACGGCAGCCUGCCCUGGGCUGAUGGCACGCUCUGCUGGGCUGGGGCUGGAGCUGGGGCCAACACCACCUGUCAGGGAGGUGUCUGUGCUGCAGUGACUGAUCAGCAGAAAAGAGAGGAGCCUGUGGACGGAGGGUGGGGUGUGUGGGGCCCCUGGGGGUCGUGCUCCAGAUCAUGUGGCGGAGGGGUGGAGUUUUCCGAGAGAGAAUGCACUGAUCCCAAGCCACAGAACGGAGGAGCAUACUGUGCGGGACAGAGAGCCAAGUACCAGGCCUGUAACAUACAGGCCUGCCAAGAUGAGCAUGGUAAGAGCUUCAGAGAUGAGCAGUGUGAGAAGUACAACAGCGACCGAUAUCUGGACAGCCAUGGGAACAUCAAGCAGUGGAUCCCCAAGUACAACGGUGUCUCACCAAGGGACAGGUGCAAACUGUUCUGCAGAGCAAGAGGCAGCAAUGAAUUCAAAGUCUUCGAGGCCAAGGUUGUUGAUGGCACCACCUGUGGCCCAGACACCACCUCCAUCUGUGUCCAAGGACAGUGCGUCAAAGCUGGCUGCGACCAGGUGAUCGGCUCCAGUGUGAAGCUGGACAAAUGUGGCAUGUGUGGGGGUGAUGGAACAACCUGCAGGAAGAUCACUGGAUCGAUGAAUAAAGCCAUAUUCGGCUACAACGACAUUGUGACCAUUCCGGCCGGGGCCACCAACAUCGACAUCAAGCAAAAGAGCCACCGCGGGAUCAAACACGACGGCAACUACCUGGCCUUGAAGACAGAGGUUUCCUACAUCCUGAACGGAAAUUUCUCUGUGUCCACAGCAGAGCAGGACAUCCCAGUCCUGGGCGCCGUACUCCGGUACAGUGGUUCCUCCACCACCCUGGAGAGGGUCUUGAGUUACCAGAAGCUCCGACAGGCAGUCACUGUCCAACUCCUGUCCACAGCCGGAGACGCCUCUCCCCCUAGGGUCAAGUACACCUUUUUCCUCCCCAGGGAUGUCCCCUUCACCAAGCCUGGAGCUGAGGGCAGAGCUUCACUACAUGCGAUUCUGCCACUAGGGGGCUCAGAGUGGGCUCUGGGGGAGUGGUCCGAGUGCUCCAAGAGCUGCGGCUCAGGUUGGUCGAGAAGGAACGUAGAGUGCCGAGACGGGGCAGGCACCCUGUCCUUCACCUGUGAUGAGGACCUGCGGCCGGCAGACAUCCGGCCGUGUGGGGACCUGCCCUGCCCUGUCUGGCAGAUGGGUCCCUGGUCGGCAUGCUCGAGGACAUGUGGUGUGGGGGUGCGCCAUCGAAGCGUGCUGUGUAUUGACUACACCGGUAAGAUGGUGGAGCUAGGGAAAUGUAACCUUGCCAAGAGGCCAGAGGUGGUUUCUUCACAGUGCAGCUACCAGGACUGCUGAGUCUGUGCUGAUAAAGAUGUCAUAGCUUCAAAACGACUAUUGACGGUUUGUUUUCCAACAGAGAUCUACCUCAAAGGAUGUAAAAAAUUAUCAACUAUCACUUCUUAACCUGAAGUUUCUGUUUGCAUCUAGCUUAACACAUUAUCAAAGGCACAUCUUACCUUUCCACAAAUGCUGCUGAUAUUCCGCUGGAGUGGUUGAAUACCACUAUCAUUCAUUUUUGGCGGGCCACAUGCUCCCCUUUUGAACACAUAUGCCCUCAAAUCAAUUCAAAGUAUACUACUUAAUCAAAUUAAGUGACAUUCAAUGUUUUAGGGAAUAAAGAAAAACCUUUUUCAUAUGAAUAGAGACAAUAGCUCAAAUCAAAUAAAAUGUUAUUUCUCACGUGCCGAAUACAACAGGUGUACAACACCUUACAGUCAAAUGCUUACUUAAAAGCCCUUAACCAACAGUGCAGAUUUAAGAAAAUACCAAAAAAAGUGAAAUAAGAAUAACAAAUAAUGAAAGAGCAGUAAAUAACAAUA
Messenger RNA from Salmo salar (Atlantic salmon), 2681 nucleotides. It is a transcript of the gene adamts8a, whose product is annotated as ADAM metallopeptidase with thrombospondin type 1 motif, 8a. Lineage: Eukaryota; Metazoa; Chordata; Actinopteri; Salmoniformes; Salmonidae. Gene Ontology annotation, biological process: proteolysis; extracellular matrix organization. Gene Ontology annotation, molecular function: zinc ion binding; metalloendopeptidase activity. The record is from RefSeq and is a predicted model, not a curated record.